This is a messenger RNA of Nerophis ophidion (straightnose pipefish), 7457 nucleotides long. It is a transcript of the gene nbas, whose product is annotated as NBAS subunit of NRZ tethering complex. The transcript is spliced from 53 exons. Gene Ontology annotation, biological process: retrograde vesicle-mediated transport, Golgi to endoplasmic reticulum. Bases 105 to 7217 code for a protein of 2370 amino acids. NCBI's taxonomy places the organism in Eukaryota, Metazoa, Chordata, Actinopteri, Syngnathiformes, Syngnathidae. The record is from RefSeq and is a predicted model, not a curated record. Gene Ontology annotation, molecular function: SNARE binding. Gene Ontology annotation, cellular component: Dsl1/NZR complex; endoplasmic reticulum membrane.
GAAAUGGAUGGAAGUUCAUGAGGAUCAAAAAAGGCAGUUCCCUGUUUAGUUUGUCCCACACGGCUCGCCGUCGACACAAUUGACAGCUGGCUCCCGUAGUCAACAUGGCGGAGGAUAGCCUGCUUGCAAGCAAAGAUGAAAACAUUUUAUACGAUUUACUUGUUAUUACCGAAUGGCCGCCCGAGACUGACACGCAGCAACGAGGCAACAAAGAACAUGACACCUCUAUUAUUGCAAAAACAGUGACAGGCCCAUUCAGAUUAAUCCUGCACUAUUUGUGGUACAGCCCCACCAGCUCGUCUCUGCCCCACGGUCUUCUCCGGCUGGCGAAUAAGCAGAUCAACUGGCAGCUGGUGCUUGCAAGUAACGGCAAACUCUUGGCAGUGAUUCAGGACCAGUGUGUGGAGAUUAGGUCUGUAAGAGAUGACUUCGGCUCAGUCAUUGGGAAGUGUCAAGUUCCGAAGGAUCCCAACCCCCAAUGGCGGCGGGUGGCGUGGAGCCACGACUGUGCCCUGCUAGCGUUUGCAGACAGCACGGGCACAGUGCGCCUCUUUGACCUUGUGGGCAGCGAGCUGUUUGUCAUCCAGCCGGCACUGAGUUUUCCCGGAGAUUUCAGCUGCGCUGUAGCGGGCCUCGUUUUUCUCGAGUACACGGGCGGCGCUCAGUGGUCGGCCGAACUGCUCGUCAUCACGUACGGAGGCGGGCUCAAGAGCUACCUGGUCAGCGUAGGGACCAAUCAGAACUUCCAAGAGAACCACACGUUCAGCUUCUCGUCUCUCUACACUCAUGGCAUUACCUCGGCCAUUUACCACCCGGGACACCGUCUGCUGCUGGUGGGAGGCUGCGAGUUAGGAGAUGACAGUACGUCCAAGGCCUCUUGUUGCGGCCUCACCUCCUGGAGGGCUCUGUCCGGUUCGCCCCACUAUAAGCAGGUCACCAGCUACGAGGACGACGUCAACCCGAGCCAGAAGCGAGGUUUCUUAAGGAUGCCCACCUUCAGGCCAUUCACCAGACAAGGAGAUGAAAAGGAUGGCGUAUUCUGCAUGAGCCUCAGCCCCGACGGCACCCUGCUGGCUGUCAUUCACUUCUCGGGUCGUCUGUCUCUCUGGGACGUCCCCUCGCUUAAACAAAGGGCGACGUGGGAGCAGGACCAACAGCCAGGAUUUGAAGAGAUCAAUCCGGAGUGGAAGACAUCGCUGGAGAGGAGGAAGAAAAUAAAAGAUAAAGAGCAGUACCAGCCCCUUGUGGACGUCAACUGGUGGAGUGAAAAUGUCCUCAUCUUGGCUCGCUGCUCUGGCUCCGUCACUGUAUCGUCAGUCAGGACCCUCAGAAACCUUCUGGGCAAAUCCUGCGAAUGGUUCGAGCCCUCACCCCGAGUCACGGCCGCAUACGACGGCGGGUUUCUUAGCCUGGAGUGCGAAGUGAAACUAGCCCAGAAGCGCGGGCGUCUGGAGAGCAAUCUCAGUGGCGAAGACGAGGACGUCGGCGGGGACUAUGACUCGGACGACGAGUCCUCCGCCAAGGCCCGUUAUUUUGGCUACAUUAAACAGGGCCUGUACUAUGUGACAGAGAUGGAGCGCUUUGCGCCACCACGCAAGCGACCCCGCACUGUUGUCAAGAACUACCGUCUGGUUAGCCUGAGGUCAACGACGCCAGAGGAACUCUACCAGAGGAAGAUUGACAAUGAAGAGUACGGUGAAGCCUUGUCUCUUGCCCAAGCGUACAAUCUGGACUCAGAUCUGGUCUACCAGAGACAAUGGAGGAAGAGUACUGUCAGCAUCGCCUCCAUACAAGACUACCUGAGCAAGAUCCGCAAGCGCUCAUGGGUGCUGCACGAGUGCGUGGAGCGCGUCCCGGAGAACGUGGACGCGGCUAAAGAGCUUCUGCAGUAUGGCCUGAAGGGGACUGACCUGGAGGCCCUCAUCGCCAUAGGAAACCGGGAAGACGGGGGCAGGUUUAUUAUGCCCGGUGAUGUUGACCUGGAUGACCUUCCCUAUGAAGACCUGUCAGACGAGGAUGAAGUGGAUAUGAAGAAGGAGAAAGAGAACAAGAGGAAACAAGAACUUCUGGCAAAGGUUGAUUUUGGCAGGCUGACACUGGAGCAGAAGGAGCUGUGUCGGAGCCGAUUGAAGCUGCUCUCCUAUCUAGACCGCCUGGCAACGUAUGAGGAGAUACUUGGAGGUCCUCAUGCAGCUGAGCAGAAAUACGAUGCAAAGUUCUUCAAGAAGUUCCGUAGUCAAAAUAUUGUGUUGUCAGCUAGAAACUACGCCAGGGAGAGCAACAUGCAGGCUCUUGACAUUCUUUUUACAUAUCAUGGGGCAGAGCUUCUCCAGCAUCGUUUGGCCAUUCUUUACAACUUUCCAGAAACCACUUCUCCACACGAAUACAUGGUCUUGCUGCCUGAAGCCUGCCUGAACGAGCAAAGCGAUUUGGUUCUGAUCCCCUGGGACGAGCAGAGACACAGAGAAAUGGACUGGUGUGAGGCAGAGGAGUGCAGGGCUGUGUUGGACCAGAACCUGAUUGACGACGACGUAUUCCUCUACGAGGACUCUCCUGACCUGCUGAGGUUUCGCACGGCGACUCCUUCCAUUCAUCUUCUUACCGACUGGUACUGCAGCCGAGUGCAGGAUAUCGACUCUUGCUCCAGACAGGUGGACUGCGCCCUGUCGCUGGUGCGCCUCGGGAAAGAGCGUGCGAUCCCCGGCCUGGAGCUCCUGUGCGAUGACCUAAUCACCCUGGAAACGGUGAUCUACGAGACGCUCUGUGAACUCAACCUGACGCUGUUUGAUUUGCAGCAGCUGGGCAACAUCGACAAGCUCCGCCUCCUUAUGAAAAAUUCCAGCAGGGAGCGCUAUGUGAAAGAUGCCUUCCAGUGGAUGGUGCCCUUCCUGCACCGCUGUGAGCGACAGGAGGCGGGCGCUGCCAAACAUCUGCUCAGAGACUACCUGGUCGGCCUGGCCCAGCACGACCUCUCCUUUCCUCUCAUUAUAUUCCAGCACUCCAAACCUGAUUGUCUACAGAAGUUGAUCGGGGACCCUGACCAGUUGAUGGCGUUGUCUCUGGAUUGCAUCUACAGCAGUGAGAGAGACGACCAGCUCAGCCUCUGCUAUGACAUCCUAGAGUGUCUCCCACAAAGAGGUUUUGGGCCUGAGACUGACGUCACCGCUUCCUUGCAUGAUCAGGUGGACAAACUUGAGAAACACCUCAGUGUGGCGGAGGUGCUUGAGAAACAUGGCCUACAGAAGCCCAUCUCCUACGUGAGGAACAGUCAGAACAGCAAAGAGGAAGCCAACGAACUUAUGGUCAAACUGUGUCGGCAUACGGGACGCAAGAACCCUCCAGUGGGCGAGACUGUGUGGAGAGGUCUGCUGCAGGAUCUGCUGGACAUGCAGCAGAACGUCUAUGUCUGUUUAAAAGCUGAGACCUGCCACCAGAUAUUUGUUCAGUCCCUGCUGUGCUCGAGCCGGCUGGAGAACGUGCGCCUAGCCGGACAGUUGAUGCACUGCUCCAAGGUGAGCCAAGACGUGCCCGUCAGCCUGUCCUUCCGCGGUAAAGGCUUUGCCAUGAAAGUAGCCUACGACAGCAGCGUGGAGCUGGUGCUGGCUGCCGCGAGAGAGUACUUCAACUCCUCCACCACACUGACAGACUCUUGCAUGGGCCUGGCAAGGACGUGUCUCCAGCUAAUCACCGACUGUCCUCCGGCCGUCCAAGAUGAGCUUGACCUCAUCAGUGCCAUCAGCCAGCUGGAGGACUUCAGUGUAAACGUCUUGCCUCUGCAAGUGCGUCUGCGCUCAGACCGUCUGUCUCUCAUCGAGGAGUGCAUCGCCCACUGCUCCACCGCCUACAAGCAGUCCAACACUCUACUGAGUCUGGCUUCUCUGCUGCGAGUGGCAGGGGAUGAUGAGGCCGCACGCAAAGGGCAGGUGUUGACCCUGCUAGCGGAGCAAGCCCUCCAGUAUCUGGACUUCAAGGCUGCUUACAUUCACUGUCAGGACCUCAUGGCUGCAGAUUACAGUCCAGCCUGGGAUGUGUGCAGUCUGCUGGGUCAAUGCGAGGGCUUUACUGGCCUAGAAGCAAGGCAGCAACUGAUGGCCUAUUCUCUUACCCAUUGUCCUCCUGACAACAUCCACGCUCUCCUGGCGGCCUCCAGUGACCUGCAGACUCAGGUACUGUACCAGGCGGUUAACUACCAAAUGGAGCCUGAUGUCUCACAGUGUGAAAAAGAAGCAGAUGACAAUGAACCAUUAAAGGUCUUGCCUCCCUCCGGGGACACCCCCGUGGCGGCAGUUGGGGCCUUACUACACAGGACGACGGCUAAAACCAUGGAGGUUCUGACCACGACAGGGCUGAGCACCAAAGCUGUGUUGACCGCCGUCGGUGACCACCGCUGGUGGAAGCAGUCACUCACCUACCUCCGCCCUCUGCAGGAGACCAGCAAUGGAACCGCCGGUGAGGAAUGUACGCGUGAGAACGCCAAGCUGGAACGUCAAGGAUGUUGCGCCUUCUAUCAAGAGCUCUUUGAGCGUCCCUUUGUAGAGCCGAGUCAAGAUGUGUAUUCGUCUUACGAGGAUGUUCCGCCAGAAAACUUUGCAGAGGUUUUGCUGAGGACUGGCAAACUGGCCGAGGCCAAAACUGAAGGAAGAACCCCGUUUCCUGCUACAGAAGUUUUGCUGCAGCUGGCUAACGACGCCUUUCCCCGGGACAUGACGCUGGCGCUGUCCUAUUUACUGGCCCUGCCUCAGGUCCUGGACGCCAACAUGUGCUUUGACAAGCAGUGCCACUCGGCCCUUUCCCUCCAGCUGGCGGCAUACUACUACUCCCUGCAGAUAUACAGCCGCCUCAUGCCCUGCUUGAAGGACAAGCACCACAGCCUCUACCAGGCUGACCCAAAGGAACUGAUCCGCCUGGUCACCCAGCACGUUUCUUCGUAUUCCGGUUGGCCGGAGGAGCUUCAGGGUUUGAUCGCACAGCUUCACGCGUACAACGAGCGCCUGACCGACUUCACCCAGGCGCAGGUGUUACAGGGGCUGGGCCGCGGCGUGGACGUGCAGAGGUUUAGCUCCGACCUCGACUACAAGAAGGAGACCAUCCUCGGCCUGGCAGAGACGUUGGAUGACAGCGUGUACGGCAUCUCGAUGUCCCUGGCAAAGCGCUACAGUGUUCCUCUGUGGGAGGUCCAUAUGACUCAUCUGGAGUUCCUUUUCACAGACAGCGGUCUGUCCACCAAGGACCUUGAAUCUCGCAGUGAGUCACUGGGCCUGUUUCAGACUCUAAAGAGCAACCCUCAGGCCUUUUACAGCCACAUGAACAAAUACGUUCUUCCCAGCGUGGAGGGAAGCGACCUGAGCCGCCUGCUCUACUACUACACCUUGCUUGACGCCGCCGGCUGUGAGGCUUACAUGGCCGGCGCCGCCAUCAAACCGGAAAGCCAUGUCAAGCUGCUCAAGAAGCUUCGAGCCGUGGCUAAUGGCUUAAACUACCGCCAGCUGACAGACGAGUCUCUGGACCCACUGGCCGCUCUUAAAAUGGUCCUGACGAGUCAGAACGUCCUGUCAAUCUCGAAACUCGCCAAUCGUCUACGAAGGCCCGGCGGCGGUGGAGGGUCGGCAACGCUUUCCCCAAGUGCCGUGCACGCCACAUGGCUGCAGAAGAUGUUCUGGAAAGGAGACGCCCAGUUGUUAAAAAGACCUCCCGAAAGCGACCAGGACUACCUCCAUGCUUACGACACCUGUGCCAAGUACCUGGACAGACUGCUGCCUGCUGACGCUGUCUACCUUCUGGACGACAUCACUUUCUCCACACAGGCUGUCAAGCAGCUGAGCAUCCAGGCGCGUUCCGAGCUGAUUCGCCGAGCUACUAAAGCCCUGCACCAGCUGGGCGAGAAAAGCAAGAAGCGAGGGGGAGUUGCGGCCGACAAUCAGGAUGGAGCGGACCCGACGGCGAUGACUUUUGACGAGGCCUUGGCACACCUGCAGCAAUCACAAGCCCACCUGUACACGCUGAGUCAUCCAUUCAUCGUGUCGCUCAAAGACAGCCAGCAGGAGCAGCUGCGGGGUUACAGUCGACUUUACGAUAUGUCUCGAUCGGAAAGGUCAAAGGUGCACAAGCUGGCGGUCGCCAUGGCCACUGACGGGCAGCCUCUGGAGAGUAUCGCAGAGCUCCUGAAGGUCGCCGUGGGUUGCCUCGACCUGUCUGUCAAAAGCGUGCUGCAGGAUGCUGUCGCCAGAGUAGUCGCCGAACUAAGCUGCGACUCAGACGGCCUUAGGAGUCACAAAGAAGCCCUCAGUGUGCUGGAGGCCAUCGUUACGGCGGUGCACCACAGUGUGCAGAAAGGUGACAAUACGGCGACAUCAGACGACCUGCUGGCCUGGUUGCGUCCGUUCUGCGGCGAAGCGUCUCUACCUGUGCGUCCUCGCAUUGCUGUGCUACAGAUUCUGGAGAGUAAUUUCAGCCUGCGAGACAGCGACGUCCGUCUGCUGCUGCUCUACAGGACAGAGGCUGUGCUGAAAGACAGACAGGUGGAAAUGGAGGACGUGGAGAACGAGGAGAAUAGGUACAGCCUUUUCCUGCAACUGCUAGAGGCCGCAGACAAGUGUGAAGACUUCCAGACGCUCGUCCUGCUCCUACAAGCUUGGCCGCCCAUGAUGCAAGAAGAUGUGGCCCAAUCGCAGCGUAACCCCUGGGUGGUGCUGACUUCAACCAUGCUGACCCGCUGUCAGGGGUCGGAAGUCGACGUGGACCUGGGGCAGCAGGUUGUGACCAUGGUGCGGUCCUUGUACAACAGUAAACACAAGCUCCCUCCACAGUGCAUCAGGAGCAUGACUGACCUGCUGCUACAACACAAGCCUAGUCUCCAGCAGCCCGCACUCAAGCUGAUGGCUGAGAGCGGCGAUGCCAAGCUGCUGCAGCUCACGUUGGAUCACAUCAACAGCAUGAGCAAGGAGGCUGUGUCCUCGUGUGACGCAGAGCUCCUGGGGCUCCUCCUGGACGCCGAGCUUCUCGUGGGAUGUGUUUCGUCAACCGCCUACCCGCUGCUCCGCGCCCACAUGCUGGCCCACCAGCAGGAGGGUGGCUGGGACGUAGAGAAGGCCGCCACCCAGCUGCUGUCAGCCGGACAUGGAGCCGAGGCUGGCUCCCUCCUGCUGGCCCACCGUGGCACCCACCCGGCACACUUCACCUUCAACUCUGCUUUAGCCGUCCUCAAGAAGUGGCUAUGAGGAGGUUUGAUGUCCAUGUGUGUGUCCGUGACUAUCAAACAGAUAGGCCUUGUAAUAUGUUGCACGCAAUCAUGCAGUCAUGAAGGACGGGGUCAAGGAUGUGUAUAAACAAAGCACAUGUGUUUAUGUCCAUUUGUGUAAUCAAGUAAUUGGCCGACGGUGCCUGAAUAUUAGCAUUUUGUUUUAUGUGACAGCGUUGACAUUUUGGCGCCUCAUUCUAAUAAAAUACACAGCAUUGUU